UCAAGGGAGCCGGUGGAAAGACAACAAUCGGCCAGAACCAAUGGAUGGUGUGUUUAUGGAUACCUGUUUUUGAUCCCCGGGAUACGUGAGAAAACUUCCUCCAGAAGAACUUUGAAAGCAAAGCGAAUUCCUGGUUGACUUCUGAGACAAAGCUCAGAAAGCUGCAUGUGUGAAUCGAUGUUCUGCAAUGGAACCCUGGCCUGUGGUGGCCUGGGUGAUGGUUCUGAUGGUCUUCGCUGACUGGAUGGACUCUGCGUGUGCGAGGGACUUCACCGAGAAUGACAUCAUAUUCCUUCACCCCUCAACCACUCCAUACCCGGGCGGAUUCAAGUGCUUCACAUGUGAAGAGGCGACGGACAACUACGAGUGCAACCGCUGGGCCCCGGACCUCUACUGCCCUAAAGAUGCAAGGUAUUGCUUCACCCGGCACACGAUAAACCUGGACGGCACCUCUGUGUCUGUGACGAAGCGCUGCGUGGCUCUCAACGACUGUCUCUCCACAGGCUGCUCUGACAUAGACCAGGAGGGAUUCAGGGUGUGCACAGCAUGCUGCGAAGGGAACAUCUGCAACAUGGCGGUUCCUCGGAAUGAGUCAGACGCCCUCUUCGCCACAACGUCUCCUCUCAGCGGGUCUUCGAGUCAAGCUCCGAGCCUCUCGCUACUCGUCACCACAGUCAUCCUCACAGUCAACUUUCUUCUCUUCAGCCAUGCUUGAGUGGCGCCAUGUCCUACUGUGAGCUUCUUGAUAUUCAUCACUUCCUUCAUCCUCACCCUCAACUGGUAUCCACUCAGCUGUGCUUGAGGGAUCCGUGUUUUACUGCAAGCUUCUUGCUCAACGUUAUCACAGUCAUUCUCGCCCUCAACUAUUGAGAUAUGCUUGACAUGUGAUAUCGUCAUUGACUGGCAGAAACCUUGUAUCUCCACUCUAUCUUAGAAUUAUUAUAAUCUUAUUUAAUCUUUUGAUCUAAUUAUUUGUUUCAAACAACUAUUUUCUAAAUAAAAUAAGUGGGUUUUAAAUCAUUUAUAAAAGUCAUAUACUCCUGGAAACCCACCAAUAUUGUACUGAACUCAACUGGUAUAUUUGAAAAAAAAAAUGAUGAUAAUAAUUAGUAUUUUAAAGGUGGAGAUAUGAGGUUUCUGCUGGACAGCGAUGACAUGCGACGUGCGUUCCACCGUGAACUUCUUGCUCAUCACCACUACUCUUCCCCUCAUCAUCAACUGGCCUGUCUCUCCUCAGCCAUGCUUGAGCGAUGCAUGGCAAGAAGACUGCAUGAGGACAGUGAAGUUAGGAAUCUUUGCCACCAUGUGUUCUUCUUAACUAAGACUCUACAGGCAGUGUACUGGAGAGAGACAACAGACUUCUUUUUUCUAAAAAUAAAAAGGGCAAAGUGCCCCUAGAGGGUAUGACAUUAAAAAAGCACUUACUAUAAAAACAGAAACAGAAAAUAAUGAAAUGGUAAUGUGAGUUGCUGUUAUUGUUGUUACUACCUUUGCUUUAUUCUUACCUCUUACCAAUGAAGUGUUAACACAAUUAUUUACCACUUUUUCACCCUCACUUUUCAACCUAUUAACCGCACAGUCUGAUAGCUCUUUUUCAACCCUAUCAACACUAUAUCUCAGAUGUGCAUAUAGCUCCUUCUGUCUGUUUGUGUUUCUUGGUCUCACAAUGAGGGUUGAAGUCCUACCUUUCAUAUUUUCCCCCAGCAUGUAUUAACCUGU
This is a messenger RNA of Engraulis encrasicolus (European anchovy), 1719 nucleotides long. It is a transcript of the gene lypd6, whose product is annotated as LY6/PLAUR domain containing 6. NCBI's taxonomy places the organism in Eukaryota, Metazoa, Chordata, Actinopteri, Clupeiformes, Engraulidae. Gene Ontology annotation, molecular function: acetylcholine receptor inhibitor activity. Bases 188 to 715 code for a protein of 175 amino acids. The record is from RefSeq and is a predicted model, not a curated record. Gene Ontology annotation, biological process: positive regulation of canonical Wnt signaling pathway. The transcript has 5 exons.